This is a messenger RNA of Mytilinidion resinicola, 1116 nucleotides long. RefSeq lists its product as uncharacterized. The record is from RefSeq and is a predicted model, not a curated record. The coding region runs from base 1 to 1116 and encodes 371 amino acids. The transcript has 7 exons. NCBI's taxonomy places the organism in Eukaryota, Fungi, Ascomycota, Dothideomycetes, Mytilinidiales, Mytilinidiaceae.
AUGGCGACAAUAAUCCCAGCGAUGCCUCCGCCAAAAGGCCAAGAGCCAGACUUCUACGGCCGUACACCUCUUCAGCAGAAGUUCAUUUUGACGUAUUCAUGCACUUUCGCUGCGGCUUUCGUCUUUCUGGGAUUACGCCUGUACACGAGGGGAUGUAUCACGAAGAAAUUCGGCUGGGAUGACCUCGCCAUUGUGCUUGCUAUGGUCUUCUCGAUUGCGUUCUUUGCUCUCUGCGUCGUGUGCAUGAAUUAUGGCUUUGGAAGGCAUAUGUGGGAUACACCAGCUACGGCAAUGAAUAUGUAUCUCAAGCUUUUGAUAGGCAUUGUUAUCACAUAUAUCUGGUCGCCAAUGCUGACAAAAUUCUCCAUUCUCAUUCUGUAUCACCGAGUUAAUCCAAACAAAUGGUUCCGGAUUUGCGUCUACAUAAUUGCCUUCAUCAUCACCGCAUAUAGUCUCGCCACCAUCUUCAUCGUUGGCGCCGGAUGCCAACCCACCGAUGCUUCCAACGGAAACUGUCUCAACCAACUUGCUCUAUGGCAGGCAAUUCUUAAUAUUGUUACCGACUUUGCCAUGAUGGUAAUGCCGCUUCCGAUGUUAUACAAGCUACAGAUGCCACUUCUACAGAAGAUGGUACUGGGUUUUGUAUUCAUGGUUGGCUCCAGCGUCGUCUUCACAUCCAUUGUCAGGAUCACCUACAUAAUGCACCUCCAAAACAAACCCGACAUAACCUACUACGAAGCUACCGCCUGUGUCUGGUCUAGCAUCGAGCUGAACUUUGGCGUCAUCUGCAAUUGCCUCACGGUCCUCAAGCCCUUUGCUAAGCGGCACCUCCCCGGGCUCUUUUCGUCCCUCGAUGCUUCAAAUUCGAAAUCCGGCUCUCAUCCACUCUCCUUUUUUGGUCGCUUUCGCAGUAAGCAGGAUCCGGCGUCGAGUGGGUUCAAGCUGAGCUCAAUGAACGGUGGGACACAGACUGGAAAAGGGGAGAUUGUGGUCACGAGCACAUAUCGGGUUGAAGGGAAGAAGGGGAGAGAUAUUGAGAGCGAGAGUAUGGAGGAUAUGAUUACUCCCUUUGAGGCGAGGACGGAGCAGAGGACUGAGGAUUGGAAAAAUGUGUAG